GAAUAAUAUACCACUUAUAUGACGGCAACAGCGAAUACAAUUCCCAUGAUUUAUCUGAACACUUCACAACAACUAUUUAAAUAAAACUCGCGCGUGAAUCAUCGCCAGUGCAAGUUCCUCUGUUAAAUCGCAAUCUGUAAAACCACCUUUAGCUACGAUGCGUGUAGCGACGUUGUUGGUACUAGCUGUGGCGGCGAGCGCGGCCGCGAGCGACGCGGACUGGUGGCAGACCGCCCUUAUCUACCAGAUCUAUCCGAGGUCCUUCAAGGAUAGCGAUGGAGAUGGAAUUGGUGACUUGAACGGCAUCACUGAGAAGCUGCCGUACCUCCAGCAGUUGGGCGUGGACGCAAUAUGGCUGUCUCCUAUAUACCUAUCGCCCAUGUACGACUUCGGAUACGACAUCACAAACUACACGAAAAUUGCGCCAGAAUACGGCACGAUGGAGGACUUUGAUAAUCUCAUGGCGAAGGCUAAGGCUCUAGGCAUCCGAGUAGUGUUGGACUACGUGCCAAACCACACGGGCAACGAGAGCGAAUGGUUCAUCAAGUCUGCGCAGAGAGAGGCCGGCUACGAGAACUAUUACAUCUGGGCUGAUGGAACGCCGGAUCCUAAUGACGCCAGUACCACUCUACCACCUAACAAUUGGGUGAGCAAUUUCCGCAAAAGCGCGUGGGAAUACAGUACUACCCGCGGCCAGUACUACCUACACCAGUUCGCUAUCGGACAACCCGACCUCAACUACCGCGAAGCAAAGGUGCAGGAAGAAAUGAAGAAUGUACUCCGUUUCUGGCUGGACAAAGGCGUGUCUGGUUUCCGUGUGGAUGCCAUCAACAUGAUGUACGAAGUCGACCCUAAUGAUUACGGAGGUGUCUACCCCGAUGAGCCCCUCUCAGGAGAUGAAGACGCAGCCGCAGACGACUACAAUUAUCUAAGUCACAUUUACACCAGAGACUUAAACGAGACAUAUAAUGUCGUAUACGACUGGCGUGACCUCCUAGACGAAUACUACAUGACAGAUGGCGAAUACAAAAUAAUGAUGACCGAGGCGUACACAGAACUCACUUUGAUGAUUAGAUACUAUGGCACGGACACUAGGAAUGGCUCUAUUCCGUUCAAUUUCAGCUUUCUAGAGAAUAUAAAAAAUAAUUCCAACGCGAGGGACAUGAAGUUGGUUAUCGAUAAGUGGAUGACGUAUAUGCCUAACGGAAAGACUGCCAAUUGGGUUAACGGCAACCACGACCAGAGCCGCGUGGCGUCGCGUCAGGGCAGCGACCGCGUCGACGCCAUGAACCUGCUGGCGCUGUUGCUACCCGGCGUCGCACUCACCUACCAGGGCGAAGAAAUAGGUAUGUUAGACGGCGAGGUGACGUGGGAGCAGACCGUGGACCCCCAGGCGUGCAACACGGACGACCCGAUCAACUACUGGAAGAAGUCCCGCGACCCCAACCGCACGCCCUACCAGUGGGACAGCUCUGCCCACGCCGGGUUCUCCACCACCACCGGGGACACGUGGCUGCCCGUCGCCAGUAACUACCGCACGUUGAAUCUGGCCGCGCAAAUGGCCGCUGAGAAGAGCCAUUACAAGUUCUACAAAGACGUUCUUGCAGUCAGGAAACUGCCAGCUGUUCGUGCUGGUGACUUGGAGACGACGGUUAUCUCAGAAUCAGUCCUUGUGGUCAGCAGGUUGUUACCUGGGUACCCAGGUGUGGUGGGCAUAGUGAACCUGUCUGACGAAGAAUACCAUUUGGACCUAACAUCCAUCAAACUGUUACCUGUUCAGAUGCGAGUUGUCGCUUCAGGUGUUGAUUGUCCUCAUAAAAAAGAUGAAUGGAUGAGGAAAUCCAACAUAACUGUGACUGCACACUGUGCCCUGCUGCUGCAAACCGUGAGGAAGUGCUGUUGAGGAAUAAUUUUCAUAUAUCUUGUUAUGAUUUUAAAAAGCUGGGAAAUUUGACAUAAAUAAAUAUUUAAAUUAUA
Molecule: messenger RNA, 1977 nt
Organism: Plodia interpunctella (Indianmeal moth)
Lineage: Eukaryota; Metazoa; Arthropoda; Insecta; Lepidoptera; Pyralidae
Product: maltase A1-like
Exons: 12
Coding region: 158-1903 (581 amino acids)
Biological process (GO): carbohydrate metabolic process
Source: RefSeq, a predicted model, not a curated record